Molecule: messenger RNA, 751 nt
Organism: Pyrus x bretschneideri (Chinese white pear)
Lineage: Eukaryota; Viridiplantae; Streptophyta; Magnoliopsida; Rosales; Rosaceae
Exons: 2
Coding region: 1-540 (179 amino acids)
Source: RefSeq, a predicted model, not a curated record
AUGAAUCCAGCAAUUCUCGUGGCCAUUUCAUCUUUCUUCCUCCUCCAGUCAGUAGUGUUUCUGGGAGGAGUUGAAGCAGCAGAAAAAGCCACUAAGCCAGAAGCAAAGGGUAACUCCCAGAUCAUUGUAAUGGGCCUUGUUUACUGUGACAUCUGCUCCAACAACACCUUCUCCAAACACAGCUACUUCCUACCAGGUGCUGAAGUAAAAAUCGAUUGCAUCUUCCAAGCGGUUUCGCCAAGAACCUCAGAACACAUAUCGUUCUCGGUGAAUAGAACUACAAACAGAUAUGGGGUGUACAAGUUGGAAAUCCCAUCUGUUGAGGGGAUCAAAUGUGCAGAGGAUUCAGCAAUUGUAUCUUCCUGCCAUGCAAGCUUGAUGUGGAGUUCUUCUUCUGCAUGCAAUGUUCCUGGUUACAAAUCCACAUCAAAUGAAAUAGCAGUCAAAUCGAAACAAGCCAAUCUCUGCAUCUACAGCCUAAACGCUUUGAAUUUCAGACCUUCAAAGAGAGAUGUUAAAUUGUGUGGGAAGAAAAAAUAAGGACUUAAUCAUGUUUUCAGCUUUCGGAACUCGAUUUUAAUCAAAAGAAAAACCAGUACCAUGGAAUCGGCUUUCGUUUUUCCUUUCUGCAUUUCUUGUAUGGUUGUCUGUGAUGUACUAGCCGGAAUGGGUUAAGAAUAUUCAUGCAUGUGUAGUUUUGGAUGCAAGGAGCCUCUUUGAUUGGUUAAUAUAUAUUUUUGUAGUUAUGAAA